CCGAGGAAGCUUCAUCAUGUUUCUUUCGAGGUGGUUGAAGUAUCGAGUAGGGGUGCAAGAGGGUCGUCAUGGGAGGGGAGGGUUGGGGGAGGGAGAGGUGGAGGGGGGGGAUGGUUCCAGUUCUUCUUCUUUUCAAUGGAAACCGCGAAAACAACGUGGAUCUACCUUACUGAUUAAUCGGAAGGUCGAGCGUUCGAAUCCAUUAAUGGAUGUGAUCAGCUCGCAGCACCGACGGUCGUCUGAUGCAAUUAUUGACUACACCAAGGACGGAAGUUUAGCCGGAAGGAGGGUGGAGGAGAGGAAGUCGCUUGAGUCGUCGGGAUCGCGGCCCCCAUGCACGUGGCAGAAUGUGGUUUGCAAUGCCCUUCGGGAAUGCCGCGAAUGCGCCUGGCGGCUGUUGGUGGAUGGUCGUCGGGAUCGCUGCUGUCACGGCAGUUCAGGGAACAUGGGCAUUAUGAAGCAGAAGAAGAAAGAAGGAUCGGGAUCGGGGUCGCUGCUGAAGGUGGUAAUGAAAGACUGUGAAACAUUCCAAUCCGUUGAUGAUCACAAUGUGAAUGAUCAUGAUGCUGAUGACCGUUGUCAUCAUCAUCAUCAUCUUCAUCGUCAUCAAAUCGGACGGCGAACAGAAUUCAUUUGGCAGAAUCCAUUCCUUUCAUGGAAAGGACUCACAGAAAUGGAAAGGGGAAUACGAGUUUGCUCAGUUGGGAGAGAGGAGGAAUCGAAAACAGAAGACUCCCGUCCGAACUCGUCGGCGGGUUCGCUGCCGCCGCCUCCUGGUUAUCGUCGAAGGUGUCAAGGACUGCAAAAAAAUUUCUCAACGAAUGCAAAUCGACGGACUCGACAGAAGGAAAUUGUCAAGUUAAUAAGGCAGCAUGGUCACGAAAAAGAAGUUGGUACAGGAUGUAAUGAUGGUGUACUCGUCAAGAAUGUGGGUAACCUCACGAAUGUGCUGAAGAGCGCUCCGUCCAAGGCUAUAGAUUUCUUCGCAUUCGAUUUCUUCAAGCAAAUGUUGGCGAGAAGAAGCAAGGACUUGCCGCCUGAGUGGCAGAGGUUUCUUGCAGGUGCAAUGGCAGGCGCAACAGGUCAGGCUGUUGUGUACCCCUUGGAGGUUGUAUCGAGCCACCUAGCAGUGUCGAAGGGAAGAACCAUGAGCCAAGUGUUUGCUCAAAUUCUGAGGAAUGAGGGCCCGGUUGGUUUAUACAGGGGCCUUGGGCCCAGUGUGAUAGGGAUGAUACCAUAUGCUGGCAUCAACUUCGGCGUAUAUGACUUGCUGCAGGAGGCAUUGAAACGGGCCGCCGGUGCGCGAAAUCGGGAAGUAGGAGUCCUGUCCACAAUGUUUUGUGGAAUGGUCGCAUCCGGGGUGGGCAUGAUGGUUUCAUUUCCUCUCGAAGUUGUGCGCAGGCGGCUGCAGGUUCAAACUCUUUACGGAGACCAAAAAAUGUAUAAGGGUAUGAUAGAUGCAAUUUUGAGGAUUUUAGAAGAGGAAGGCCUUGCUGCAUUUUACAAGGGAUGGCUCCCAUCAGCCAUAAAGGUCGUCCCUGCGGCUGCGGCAAGUUUUGCGACGUAUGAAGUUGUCAAGCACCAGGUCGACUGUCUGCAGAAGACAAGUAAGACGAAGUCUGUCAUCGACGAGGACUUCUGGAAGCGUCUGAGCAAGUGUUACGGUGAGAUGAAAAAGAAAGAAGUUUACAGUACGGCUUGAUGCUGCGUAACCCUUUGAGCAUACUCGCAGUAGGAUUUUCGGGUACGUAUUCAACCACAAUUACUGCCAGAUUCG
This is a messenger RNA of Chara braunii, 1777 nucleotides long. Lineage: Eukaryota; Viridiplantae; Streptophyta; Charophyceae; Charales; Characeae. The record is from the annotation of a GenBank genome assembly.